Cucurbitaria berberidis CBS 394.84 is the source of this 493-nucleotide messenger RNA. RefSeq lists its product as uncharacterized. Bases 125 to 424 code for a protein of 99 amino acids. The transcript is spliced from 2 exons. The record is from RefSeq and is a predicted model, not a curated record. NCBI's taxonomy places the organism in Eukaryota, Fungi, Ascomycota, Dothideomycetes, Pleosporales, Cucurbitariaceae.
UGAUUUUUAUAGAUUUUAUCAGGUGGCUACGCAGCGUUGCUCGUAUUUAAAGCUAAUAUACCAUAGCGCUGUCCUGAAUCUGAAGAGGCAGUGCAAGUCUGACCCAUCAGAUGCCCAAUCUGAUAUGGUCCACGCAAACCAAGACCUUAGUAAUGCCGAACAAAGUCCACCUCAUCGCCGUUAUGGCAACGCACAAUUGCCGUUGACUGCGGAUAUUCCAACUACAGUAUCACCAUCGAAAGUAGCAUCAUCUCCAACUCCACCUUCAAAGACGACAUCUCAUCCUAGGAUCCGAGUCAUAUACAGCACCAGCAGCCCGCGCAAAUAUCUCUUCAAAUGCAGCUCCCCAAGAUGCGGCGAGACGUUCAAUCGUUCUUACGAUUGUGAUAGACAUUACAACGGCGUGCAUUCUCUCGAGAAGUAAAGAGUGCGCAGAGUCGUGGCAUGUGGCCGAGCGACUAAGAUGGUACAGCAUUCUGGAUGUGUAAAAGCA